UUGAGGCGUUUUGAGCAAAUCUUACUGGUAAAGUUGUGUGUGUAUCUUUUUUUUUUUAAAGAACCAUUUCCUUUCAGUUUUAACCAUAUGACUGUGUCUGCAAACAGUUUGUACUCAGUCUGUCAGCAGAGCAGCUUUCUGUUUUGGUAAUUUAGAAGUGUACCUUCAUCUCUGAAAAAAGACAUGGUUGAUAAGCUACUUCCAAUUUUAAGAUGUUUUCCUUAGAAGAUGAUAGUGAAGAUAAGGAGGAGAAGGUUCAUGAAGGCUCAUUAAGUAAAAGUGAAGGUGUUUACCAUGGAAAGGCCCCUGCUGGUAUCCUGUCUCAAACCAUGAAUUAUGUGGGACAGCUGGCUGGGCAGGUGAUUGUCACUGUGAAGGAACUCUACAAAGGCAUUAACCAAGCCACUCUGUCCGGAUGCAUCGAUGUCAUUGUGGUACGGCAGCAGGAUGGCACCUAUCAGUGUUCGCCAUUUCACGUUCGGUUCGGGAAGCUGGGAGUCCUGAGAUCCAAGGAGAAAGUGUUGCUCAGAUUGUCCCAGAUUUGGCAAUUAGUAGCUUCUUCAAGAUGAGUCCUUUGGAGCACUUCCUUACUUUUUGGCACCAUAUGAUAUUCCAGAAGAAUCUACUUAAAUGGAUCAAAGACUUGAAGAUUGAUAUAGAAAUCAAUGGCGAUGCAGUGGAUCUUCACAUGAAACUGGGUGACAAUGGAGAAGCUUUCUUUGUGGAGGAGACUGAAGAGGAAUAUGAAAAGCUUCCUGCUUACCUUGCCACCUCACCAAUUCCUACUGAAGAUCAGUUCUUUAAAGAUAUUGACACCCGUUUGGUGAAAUCUGGUGGAAAUGAAAGACCAUCUCAGAGUUCAGACAUCUCACACAUCUUGGACACGGAGAGAGUUUUUGCACCAAGUUCUGUGAAAAAAAAAAAACGAAGGAGAAAGAAAUGUAAACAGGACAGUAAGAAGGAAGACCAGGCCACUUGCCCUGCUGCGGAGGACACCGUGGAUGUGAACCUGAGUUCUGACGAUGACAAGGGGGCCCAGUCAGCAAGAGGAUCCUCAAAUGCUUCCUUAAAGGAAGAAGAAUAUAAAGAGCCUUUGCUUUUCCAUUCUGGGGAUCACUACCCCUUAUCUGAUGGAGACUGGUCCCCUUUAGACAACGCCUAUUCCCCAACGGCAGUGUGUCCUAAGAGCGAUUCAGAGCUGGAGGUGAAACCUGCCGAGAGCCUGCUCAGAUCUGAGUCCCACAUGGAGUGGACGUGGGGCGGGUUCCCAGAGUCCACCAAGGUCAGCAAAAGAGACAGAUCUGACCAUCAUCCUAGGACAGCUACGAUUACACCGUCAGAAAAUACCCAUUUUCGGGUAAUUCCAAGUGAGGACAGCCUCAGCAGUGAGGUUGAAAAGGAUGCUACCAUGGGAGAAACGGUCUGUACCAUAGUGAAACCCAAACCCAGAGCCCUGUGUAAGCAGAUGAGCGAUGCAACUAGAGGUGCAGGACUUGUCGAACCUCUCCUGGAGCCACCUCCGAUUUCAUCUAUGUUAGAUGCAGACCACCUUCCUAACCCCUUGUUGCUGGAGGCUCCCUCAGAAUCAAAACCAGCAGCUAAGGUAGACUCGCCGUCAAAGAAGAAAGGUGUCCACAAGAGAAGCCAACACCAGGGACCUGAUGAUAUUUACCUAGAUGAUUUAAAGGCUCUAGAACCUGAAGUUGCAGCUCUCUAUUUCCCUAAAAGUGAAUCAGACCCCGUCUCCAGGCAGUGGCCCGAGUCUGACACGCCUUCUGGCUCCCAGUCCCCACAGUCCGUGGGAAGCGCGGCCGCUGAUAGUGGCACUGAGUGCCUCUUGGAUUCUACCAUGGACUUGCCCGACGUCACCCUCUCCCUUUGUGGGGGCCUCAGUGAGAACGGAGAAAUUUCUAAAGAAAAAUUCAUGGAGCAUAUCAUUACUUAUCAUGAAUUUGCAGAAAACCCUGGACUUAUAGACAAUCCUAACCUUGUAAUACGGAUAUAUAACCGUUACUAUAACUGGGCUUUGGCUGCUCCCAUGAUCCUUAGCUUGCAAGUGUUCCAGAAGAGUUUGCCUAAGGCCACAGUCGAGUCCUGGGUCAAAGAUAAGAUGCCAAAGAAAUCUGGUCGCUGGUGGUUUUGGCGUAAGAGAGAAAGCAUGACCAAACAGCUGCCGGAGGCCAAGGAAGGGAAAUCCGAGGUGCUGCCGACAAGUGACCUGCCGUCAGGCGCAAAGGAGCCGGCCAGUGGCAGGUCAGCCGAGGAUGACUCUUCGAGUGACGAGGGAUCACAGGAGCUCGAGGAAUCAAUCAAAGUGGACCCUGUCCCCACAGAGCCCCCGAGCCACAGCGGCACGACCUCAUAUAAGAAGUCUCUUCGACUCUCCUCAGACCAGAUUGCAAAACUGAAGCUCCAAGAUGGCCCAAAUGAUGUUGUGUUUAGUAUUACAACCCAGUAUCAAGGUACCUGCCGCUGCGCAGGGACCAUUUACCUGUGGAACUGGAAUGACAAGGUCAUCAUUUCAGAUAUCGAUGGAACAAUAACUAAGUCUGAUGCUUUGGGACAGAUUCUUCCACAGCUGGGUAAAGACUGGACUCAUCAGGGUAUAGCAAAGCUCUACCAUUCCAUCAACGAGAAUGGCUACAAAUUUCUGUACUGUUCCGCCCGUGCCAUCGGCAUGGCUGACAUGACCCGUGGCUACCUGCACUGGGUCAAUGACAAGGGCACGAUCUUGCCCCGGGGCCCUCUGAUGCUGUCCCCCAGCAGCUUGUUCUCGGCCUUCCACAGGGAAGUGAUAGAAAAGAAACCAGAGAAGUUCAAAAUUGAGUGUCUGAAUGACAUCAAGAAUCUGUUUGCCCCGUCUAAGCAGCCCUUCUACGCUGCCUUUGGAAACCGUCCCAAUGAUGUCUAUGCUUACACACAAGUUGGAGUUCCAGACUGCAGAAUAUUCACUGUGAACCCCAAGGGUGAAUUAAUACAAGAAAGGACCAAAGGAAACAAGUCAUCGUAUCACAGACUGAGCGAGCUCGUGGAGCAUGUAUUCCCACUCCUCAGUAAGGAACAGAAUUCCGCAUUUCCAUGCCCAGAGUUCAGCUCCUUCUGCUACUGGCGAGACCCGAUCCCCAAAGUGGACCUGGAUGACCUGGCCUGAGGUGGCACCUCAGGAGGAGGCCCUCAGUCACUCGCCUGGAGCAAGGGAAAGCGACGGGCGGUUCUGCUGGACAGAGGACACUGGGCUCUCCUCUGAGCCACAGGUGUGGAACAGGACACAUGUUACCAGGCAGGCGCUGGCACGGACAGAGAGAGCUCCUGGAGCUGGAGCUGCCGCCCUCCUUUGCCUCCAUGGACUUGGCCGGGUCGCAGCUCAGUGCAGCUCAGCGCCCCGGCGGGACAAGUGAGGGAGCUUGGACCUGAGCUUGGAGGCUGGGCACCUGUCACUGGUUCGUCCUCACACAUGCUCUGUGUCAAGUUGUAUACUGGGUGCUCCUUUAACUGAAUAAUUUAAAAGGAAGAAAAAAGAAGCUAAAUAAGAGUGGACCAAAACAUUGCGCAAAGUAAAGUGUUAUAAUUUCCACUGGGGAAUUGAGAGUGUUUCUUUCUAGAGCCAGGGCUUGCUUCAGAGUAGCAGUCAGGGUCCACUGAACUGCUGCAGGCCCAGUUAGUGAUGUUGGUCCAAACAGCCUGGGCACGUUCCUUCUGUGGGCUCCUCCUCCCCUGCUACACUGACGCAGGACGGCUGCUCGGCCAGGCCGGGCGGGCCCCCAGGGCCGCUGAUCCCAGCCCCACAGAUGUGGGCUUCUGGGGAAGAAAAUCCUCUUCGGUCAUCGCCUCCUUAUCUGUGACUACUCCAUGAUGAGAGACCCUGAAGUAGUGUCUUGGACCUAGCCCGAAGAAACGGGUCUUGCUGAAUGUAUGCAGUGUCUGUAGAACUGUACUAACAGUGGGAGCUGGUUAAACGACAGAGAACAGCUGUUUUCAGGGAGGCCUUGGAGCUGCAGAUGUGCACAUGCAUCGGCUCCGGCAGAGUCCUUCUCUCUCUGCCUCUGCCUGGUUGUAAUGAGCUCGUGUCAGAGUCUGAGCAGACAGCACUAGGGAGGGUUCUGUCCCAUGAGCCCCUCCGGAGCUGCGCGAGCCUGGAGAGGUCAAGCUGGGUGCUGACGCCACCUUAGUGAGUGUUAGAGUCAAGAGAGCUGUAGAGGGGAGGCUUUCAGGGGACCAGAAAGGACCAAACCUAGGCCUCGGUCAGUGAGAAGGCAGGGAGCGGAGUCCCAGAGCAGAGAGCGGGAGCUGCCGAUACAGGCGCCCCGCUCUGCAUGGUUUCCAGUCCCACCUCUGCCUUCCCCUGUGCUUGGACUGGGGGUCUCCUCGUUUUAACGUGCUUCACCCAAAAUAAUACUGAUCUAGAGAUGGAGAAAUGGGGGUGGUUAUUUUUCCAGAUUGGAGAGUUGAAAUGACUUGUUCAGCAUUUUUCCUAGUGCUGUUGGAUGCAAAGACAGUGGGAAAGCCCCUGGAACGUAAUUCUCGGUGGCAGAAGCUGGAGGCACGUGUUCCCAGAGGUGGAACGAUACACGCUUCCUCCAGUGCAAACCUUCCCAUCCUAAGUAGUUCAAGGAGAAAUUAGUGAAUGAGUUCAUUUUUGUACAGUAGGUUAGGGAAACUGGGUUACAUUUAUACAGAGUUCUGCCCAGCUGGUGAAUUAGAAUCCUAGCAGAGCAGCAUCUGUCUGUCUCGUAGAUUCCUCAGCAUGUUCUCUCCACCGCCUUUGCUUUAGAGGAAGAACGCGAGCUUUCUGUGCUUAACCUGAGCUUCCUAGGGCUUCUUUGCAUAUGUGCAGUGCAGAAAAUCUUGUACACUUUCUGUAUUUUUUUUUAGGUUGUCCUUUAAAGAGUUUUUGACGAGACAGUUUCCUUUUCUUCAUCAGCUCUUCUCUCUGGACACAGGGGCCUUGUUAGAGUGUCCAACCUAGGAAUCAGGUCUCCCUGCCCUGGUUGAGGGUGCUCCCUCUGUCCUGGCGUCCAUAAGCACUAGACUUUGUUAUUUUGUCACUGCAGAUUGAUCUGGUGGGUACAUGCACUAAUUGAGGAGUCGUUUUCCUUCUUUAAAGGAGUCCCUCUGGCUGAAAGUGGAUGAUUGCUAUUACUAUUACCAUAGUGUUAGGAAAGUAUUAAGUUUGUGCUGAAAAUCCGUUGCCAUUUGGUACAAAUGACAUUUGUUCUUUCUGUGAAAGAGAGAUGCCCUCGAGUGUGUUUGUACACAGACCCUUACGAUGGUGAGCGAACGCUGAAGCGUUAGCCUUGAGCUGCCUUCGGUGAUGGGCGGGAUCCCCGGGAGACUGCAGGCAGAUUGGGCUCUUCCAAGCCAUUCUCUCGGCUGCCCCACUGCUGACAUAGCCAUGGCCCAUUCCCUCUUUCCAGUUCAACCUGACUUUAGUGUUUGCCUUGAUGUCCAUGUGCUGAAGCUUGUGCAGCUGUGCUGUCGACACCCACCUCUCCGGCAGGCGUUAGCAAGUACACGUGUGGGCCCAGAGCAUGCGAACUCAGCCCCAUGUGUGAGUACUGUUUGCUGUGCUUAAAAAGAUCUGCAUAGUUUUCAACUGGAAAAAGAAAAAACUUACUAGUGUGAUAUCCUAAAACGAAAGCUGCUGACAAUCAGAGGGAGAAGAGCUGAGGAACAACAGCCGGCUGCCUGCCUGGGAAGGACGCGUGCCCUGAGAGACCGCACCCCACCCUGGUGGGGUGCGAGUUUGAAGGUGCAGGCGAGACCUUUUAAAAAUAGGUAGAAAGUAAACUCUCUUUUUCUAAGUUGGUGAAUACAGACCCUUCCAGGAAAUUUUGUCUUUUGCAGUAUCAUCAUAUGUACUCUGGGAAGCCUUGUUUUCCCCUGUUUUAGAGCAUGCUAGGUUUAAUGAAAUUGGUUGAAAUUAAGUUCUUGUUUAGAGUAAGUGCUCUUUCCAGGUGAAAACUACUUUUUUGGUUUGUUUGGAAGAUAAGAAAGGGAGGGGAAACUUUGCUCUUUUAAUUUAAUAAUUACAUUCGGUUUAUGGUGAAGUAUUUGAUUAUUAGACAGCAAUGCCACUAAUAAGUUUUAAGUUGUCAGAAAUUAAUUGUAAACAUCAGUACUCUUAGUUAUGGCAAAGACAAUUGUCAAGAUAAAUGGCUAUUUUGGUGCAGUGUUUGAUGUUCGAAACAAAAUGUUACAACAAUAAACAAAUGUAAACUGAA
Messenger RNA from Equus quagga, 6221 nucleotides. RefSeq names its product lipin 2 (gene LPIN2). The record is from RefSeq and is a predicted model, not a curated record. Gene Ontology annotation, cellular component: endoplasmic reticulum membrane; cytosol; nucleus. Bases 416 to 3151 code for a protein of 911 amino acids. Gene Ontology annotation, biological process: positive regulation of transcription by RNA polymerase II; cellular response to insulin stimulus; triglyceride biosynthetic process. NCBI's taxonomy places the organism in Eukaryota, Metazoa, Chordata, Mammalia, Perissodactyla, Equidae. Gene Ontology annotation, molecular function: phosphatidate phosphatase activity; transcription coactivator activity. The transcript is spliced from 21 exons.